Pocillopora meandrina is the source of this 1936-nucleotide messenger RNA. The record is from the annotation of a GenBank genome assembly. Lineage: Eukaryota; Metazoa; Cnidaria; Anthozoa; Scleractinia; Pocilloporidae.
AUGGAUGACUUACAAAUUGUAGAAAGCGAUGGAGAGAGAAAGUUUUUGCAAUAUUUACAUGGGUAUCCCGGGGAACCAGAAUGGCUCUCUGUAUUACUUGACGAAAAACAAGCUCUACAGGAACCGGAAAAAACAGAAAUACAGCAGGUUAGUCUUACGCUAUUGGCAGGGUCAUCGAGACACAUUACAAGUAAAUUAGCUGAACUUUGCCACGUACCAGCAUAGUAAGACAACUUUUAACGACCAGAUAACACGCAUUAGUACCAUUAAAGGGAAACCGUCGUCGUUGAGCAUGCGCAUUAGUACCCAUCCAAACUUUACAAGUUUUAAAAUGGCUUCGGGCGGCGGUGGAUACGGUCUAAGAAGAAAUACGGGACGGAAACGGAAGAGCGUGGUUUAAACGGAAACCGUCUUCGUUGAGCGUGUGCGUUUGUAUACGAAACAAUGAAGAAAAGAAGAAAUAAUAACUGUAAAUAUAUGAAAAUCAUAUAUGUACACUGCGGUUGAAGAAACGAAUAUAGAAGCGAUCCUCGCUGUUACGAACACUACUGAAUUAGUAGUUGAAAUAAGGCGUGAAAAAAAUUCAGGCCCGUGCGGAAUUUAAACCCAUGACCUCUGCGAUACCGGAAGAAGAAAUCUUUCCUUGGAUGGUGAAGCAUUUUGAAGAAAGAAAGAACUUAGUUAACAGACUUUUUAAGAUCCAUAUCUCGAUUCGUACACUUUUGGGAGACCUUUUUUUUUUUCUUUUAUUAGUAUUCCUUUUCCUUUUCUCGUUUUCAGUUUAUCAGAAAUCCAAGAAUUGUGAAAUAUCUUGAAAUACAAUCCUAUUAGAGAAAAAGCUCACCUUGAAUGUAUUAGUUCUUGCAUUGUGUUUUUUAUGUCGUUGGCCAGUGAGCUUCCCAGCAGGUAUGGCUCCGUGUUCCACCAACCGACGAGAUUUCCUUAGCACCGUUUCGUUUUUACCCUUCGCAGAAUUGUGCAAAGCCCUGUUUUAUCAAGGGAAGUCACCCACUCUAAUACAUACUUUCGUUGUCUUUAACAGAUGCUGGUAAAUUUACGGAUCCAUGUAAGAGUUCUCUACGAAAAACAAAAGAGUCUGGCCGACAAAGUAGAAACCUCUGAACUGUUGGCCGAGAAUAGAUUAGAGCGUCUGUCAGAUAAAGACAAGCAAAUUGGGAAACUGUCACAGUGGAUAAGCGAUCUAAAGCGACAACUUGAGCAAGAGCAACUACGACUAAAUCUGAAACUUAAAGACGUCAAACAUGCUGCUGAGAAAGAAAAAGUUGAGUUUCAAAACGAGAAGGAGAGGGUUGUGGCGGAGUUGGAAAACGAAAAAAGAUCAUUGCAAAGAGAGCUCUACGAGAGCAGGCAUGAAUUAACCCAGCUACAGAAUCGCUUAGAUAAGUCCGUGCAGGAAACAGCGAACGUGAUAGAUAAUUUCAAGUUCUUCUAUGAAGAUUAUCUUAGGUUGGAACAAGAUCUGUCUAAUAUCGAGCGAGAGCUAAUACCAAUACAAAAGCAGUUCCUCCAACUAGCUGAAACCAUGAAUAUAGACCCUGAAGAGUUACAGCGCAAGCUCGAAGAAAUUAAGGAAGCUCUCAGAAAGAGCAAAAGUCACAAGAAUAUAAAGGACGUCUUUGAUAAAGUCUUGAUAGCUGCUGAUAAAGAUCAUACGCCUCAAGAGGAUCCAGCUGCGUCCUCUUCUGGUGGUAGCAGUAACUCAGACAGCUUCACUAAGGGUCAGUUAAGACUGAGUUCGUCCAGCAAAACUAAACAGAGGGAACCGUCCUGUCCUUUCAGCCAAAAAUUACUUUUCGAGGAGUUGGAACAUGGAUCGCCCAAAGAAGCAGAUGAAAAUGUUAUCGUACAGAAAGGAACACUGAAAAGAUCAAAGCUUCGCGUAAAGAUUCCAAAGUUUCAAUGGAAAACACGGUAA